Brassica napus (rape) is the source of this 1472-nucleotide messenger RNA. RefSeq names its product polyadenylate-binding protein-interacting protein 8-like. NCBI's taxonomy places the organism in Eukaryota, Viridiplantae, Streptophyta, Magnoliopsida, Brassicales, Brassicaceae. The transcript is spliced from 10 exons. The record is from RefSeq and is a predicted model, not a curated record. Gene Ontology annotation, molecular function: RNA binding. The coding region runs from base 381 to 1247 and encodes 288 amino acids.
UUGUUUCUUUUUUCGUUCGCUAAAUAUUACUAAAAAACAAAUUUAUUUUCUACGGAAAACAAGUGAAGAGAAGCCGUCUUCUCUGCAUAGGGAGCCACCGUCUAAAACCACCGCACCAGCUUUCCCUCUACAUCAGCUUCCGAAUUACAUUAUAUAUAUAUAUCUACGAUCAUCAACCAUUCUCGUCUCUGAAAUGGGUUUCGUUGAUACUCUCAUUUCUUGAUUUUAAGCAAUUUUCUUUUGUGUAGAGAGUUUCUCUCAUCCAAAAGUUUGCAUCUUUACCCAAAAAAAAAAGUUGGAAACCUUAAUCUCCUCCGUCUUCAGUUUUGUUUGAAUUGUCAAUAUUUGGGUUGUUGUAUUUGGGAAUCUCCGAUCUAAAAAUGGCUGCGAUCACUGAGAGUGUCGAUUCUGGUGUUGGUGAGGGAAUUGAGAAUCGCUUGGUGAAACCGGAGUCUGAUCAAGUGAAGAAACUGAAUCCUGAAGCUAAGGAGUUUAUCCCUUCUUACAAGAAGAAGAUUAAUAAUCAGUCUCUGUCUUCUGGUGAUUUUGCCAUCACUAAGAAGCAUUCUGCUGGUGAAGAAUUCAACAAACAAGAUGGCAGGAGAAGAAACGGUUAUAACCAAGGGAGGAAAGUUAGGUUAAGUGGAAGAGGUUCAAAGGCUCAGAGAGAAGAUAGUAUUAGAAGAACAGUCUAUGUGUCUGACAUUGAUCAGAGUGUGACUGAGGAAGUCUUAGCUGGAUUGUUCAGCAGCUAUGGCCAAGUUGUUGAUUGUCGAAUCUGUGGAGAUCCAAAUUCAGUUCUUCGCUUUGCGUUUGUUGAGUUCUACGAUGACCAAGGUGCAAGGGCUGCUUUAGGUGUGGGUGGGACGAUAAUAGGUUAUCACCCAGUUAGAGUAUUGCCUUCAAAGACUGCUAUUCUUCCAGUGAAUCCCACAUUUCUCCCCAGGUCAGAAGACGAGAGGGAGAAGUGUACAAGAACCAUCUACUGCACUAAUGUCGACAAGAAUGCGACUGAAGAUGAUGUCAGAAUCUUCUUUGAGUCUGCCUGCGGUGAGGUUACUCGCAUAAGACUUCUUGGUGACCAGUUGCAUUCUACUCGCAUAGCUUUUGUUGAAUUUGCCAUUGCAGAUAGUGCAGUUGCGGCGCUCAGCUGCAGCGGAGUAGUCUUAGGUUCUCAGCCGAUAAGGGUAAGUCCUUCAAAGACACCAGUGAGAUCACGAUUCAUUCGAUCACCAUUCACAAACUAGGAGAGAAACAGAACCCAAGAGGCUUUGUUGAUGAAGGAUAGUGAUGCAAACACUUCGUUUUUCAUUUGGCAUUUUAAUUAUUUUCUAGAGCAGAGUUAUAUCUCCCAGUUCUGUAGUAUGUGGAGACAAAACCAACAAUCAACAUACUUCUGAGUUCGUGUUCUGAUACUCAUUUGAGUAUUUAUAGUACCUUCUUUCUCAAAAUGGAAGAAUAUUAGUUUCGUU